AUGGCGAGUGGUCCGAAAUCGACCGAUAAGCUAAUAACAAUGGAGCAACUGAAGAAAGAGGUUGUUGAAGUUUUACGGUCUUGUGACGGCCAUUGUUUGGAUAUUUCCAAAUUCAAGAGUGAGUACAAGCAAAAGUUUGGGAGAACUUUUGAGAAACACUAUCGUGCGUUUUUGAAGGGAAAAAAGUUAAGCAAUCUCAUGGCAGCGUUAGAUAUUAUUGAACUGCCGAAAUCUAACGAAAACCAAAGCAUCAUUCUAAUGAAAUUGAAAGAAUCGAAUCUAAGCGAGCUUAAAUCGUCCAGUUCGGGUGCUGCCUCUCAGCAGAAAAGGUCUGAUUCGAAUGAUGCAAUAGCUAAAUUAGAAAAAUCACCGGCUAAAGAAAGACAAGCAGCUGCUGAAGGUCUUCCAAAUAUUGCAAGUACUGCAGUCAUCCCACCAAUUACCAGGGUUGAAAGCAAACAGGAUGUGACAGAUCCCUUACAAGUAAAAUCUGCUUCAUUGGUGACUGUCUCUCCUCUACCACUGCCAACACCUUUACUUCCAAUUUCAAGUGUUAAAAAUACAGGUAUGAUCGUGAUAUUAAACAACGAAGUUGGAUUUGAGGAGAAGAAUAUCCGUGCGUUGUGUGAUGUUGGAAGAAGUACGAAAGGGAAACAUCGUUAUGGCUACAUUGGACAAAAAGGUAUCGGUUUUAAGUCCGUAUUCCGGGUUACCGAUUGUCCUGAGGUCCAUUCCAAUGGAUAUCAUAUUCGAUUUGACGCAAAAAGCGGGCCAAUUGGUUACAUACUUCCUGAGUGGAUUGAAGACAAGUCUCUGGAGGAACGGGCUAGAGAGGAUUUGGGAGACGAAUCUGUUUAUGAUGAGAAGGGGGAUAAUGAGGAUGGAGUGAGUAACACCGCGGAUGAAUUUAGCAACUGGCCAACACGUAUAGUCCUGCCAUUAAAUGAGGAACAUCAACAAAACGAGAAGUCCUCUCUCGCGCCCAGAUUUCACGAUAUUCGUCCCUCACUUUUGUUAUUCUUGCAUCGUUUGCGAGGAAUCUUUAUUCAUGACAAGGUGCCCAAUUACAUAGGACACUAUCACAAGAAGGACUUGGGAGAUCAUGUCAUGGAAAUCAAGCACACCAAAGGCACAGAUCGGUGGCUUGUUAUAAAAAAACAGCUUGAUGCCUCGAAUAUGAAAGAAGAUGUAGAGAUGAGUGAGCUGGCGUUAGCUUUUCCGUUAUUUGAUGAGUCAGGCAGUACCCCAAGUCUACGGGUGAGACACCAGGCCCUGCCACAACAGGAUGUGUUUGCGUAUCUUCCCCUGAGAAGUUAUGGUUUUCGAUUCAUCAUCCAAGGCGACUUUGAGGUUCCUUCGUCUAGAGAGAAUGUCGACAGUGACAAAUCUUGGAAUCAGUGGCUGAGGGAAGAGAUUCCACAACUAUUUAUUGACGCUCUUUCAGUGUUCGUGGAUCACGCAUCCUUUUCCGGCCUCUCCUCCUUGGUUUCAUAUUUCCAAUUUGUACCACUUGAAGAGGAAAUUACCGACUUUUUUUCGCCCGUCGCCCGCCAUAUUUUAAAACUUCUUCAAGGCAAGUCCUGUAUACCAGUUGAGAGGUCCAGUAUAGAAAAGGAGAAACCGAACAAAGGUGAUGAUGGAGAGAGCUACGUCUGGGCUCUCCCUAGUGAGGCCAUAUUAUGCGAAGACAGCAUCAUACAGGAGCUCAUAACCUCAACCCUUUUGGAGGAGCAUCUAGGGUUGAGGUACCUUCAUCCAGAAAUUGUUCCAGCGCUAAAUCCCGCCCUUAGAUCCCGUCUUGGAAUAGAGACAUUGUCCAGCAAGCACUUGAUGGACAUUGGUAAAGCGGAGGUGAAGAAGGCUUCAAAGGAGUCAAAUAAAGCCACUUCCCAUGACAAGGACUGCCAACCGGAUGUUGUGAGGAUAGCGUGGGUAGCUCGAUGGUUGCAGUGCAUUUUUAGAUGUCUCGAGCAGGAGCGAAAUAGCAGUCAAGAAAUGUUGGAUCGAAUUCGUUCUCUUAGGGUGUUCCCGUUAACAGAUGGCUCUUUCGUAAACCUUAAAGAAGACUCCGUUUUCCUACCGUUGUCUCUACAGAGAAUAUCUGGAGGAGCUACUCCAAAGGCGAAGAAAGGUAUUUCGUGGACUCUUAUUGACGAGUCGUACUUACACUCUUGUGCAGCAUUGAAAGCUAGUUCUGUGGAUUGGAAAGAAUUUCUUACCAAGCUCGGUGUCAAACACUUUUUUUCCAUUAAAAGGAAAUCAGUAAAGAUACAUCGAGACACUAUGGCUAAGUCGCCUUGGGCGUCGUGCGAAAGCAUUUGGCAGACAACUCCUGAUGGCUUUUACAUUAUUAAUGACUGGGCCUGCGAGGAAUUUGAAGAAUUUCUUCGAAAGAUUGACACCGCUGACGCCAAGCAAGUCAGUCCUGAGGAGGCAAAAUUCUUGGCUCAGUGCAUAGAUGAACAUUGGGAUGGCGAGUACGCUCAAUAUGCUGAAGACCCCGUUCAUGUCAAAGAUACAAACGGCCAUAAUCUCAAGGAAACUCAAACUUCCUUUUACCUGAAUCUCGUCAACAAAGCGUGGAUGGCCUCUGCCGCUGGAGGUAAGGACUUCUAUCUUCCAAGAGACCUCUUCGUGAAGAGUGAAUGCGUUUAUCAGCUUCUUGAGAAUCAUGUUAGGUACGUCGCAGCAGAUUUAAAGAGUCCUUCUUUCAUAACAACUCUACGAAUUCGAGAAAACAUAGGCGUGGAUGGACUGAUAAAGGAGAUGAAGAGGUGGGCAGGUGGUUGCAGUGAGAAAAUGGAUGGAAAUCAACGAAAGGAGUUUACUACUUCUGUUUCGCACAUGAGCAAAGUCUACUCUUUUCUUUUCACGAAGAUGAAAGAGAGUAGGAAAGAAGAGAUGAAAAUACAAGAGGCAUUUUUGAAGUCUGAGAUGAUUUUUGUCCCACAUCAACCUUCCAGUCAGCCUCAGUCAACACGCCAAUCACCUGGAUCUUUUUAUUUGAACAAAGAAGUUUUCUGGAGAGAUCCGACAGAUGUCUUGUUGAGGCUUUUUAAAGAACAAGGCAAGAUGACCACAAGGCACCUACUGGAAAGGUUCUACGGAAGCAAAAGUAGCCAGGAAAGUCUUGCAACCUUUUUUGUUGAUCUUAUCCGUGUCGACGAGACACCUAAUGUGGGUGAGUACAUCGAAAUGGCAUCGACUGUUGCUGAAGUUUCUCGUUUUCCCUCUCCUUCGUCUUUGAGCGAUAUAUUGAAAAUCUUUGCAACCUUGGGCAAAAAAUGUGUCAGACGCCACCACAAUAACAGCUUACGACCUGAUCAACAAAUCGACGAAACUAUGGCUGCCUUUUUGGAAAGAUCCUUACAUGACGAACAAGUAUGCAUUUUUCCUACAGCAGAUAAAUGGGUUGCACUUUCUGACAAGCCACUUAUAGCUGACGAUAGAAGUCUCGUGAAGAUUUUCCAGAAGGAAAAAAGGGUCCACUUUCUUGACUUCGGAGAUUUCUUUCAACCUCAGAAGCGUGGAUCAUCCAAACAUGGGCCUCCAGACGAACACGAGUUAAGGAAGCACUAUGUUUCCUUGUUCUUGAAGACCUGUAGAGUAACAAAGUUGAGUGAAUGUAUCAAGAAAGAGUUUACUCCAGGCGGUGCUGUGCAAUACCAGUGCUUUCCCGUGCAGAAGUACUUCCACCAGCUCAUGCCAUGUGUGCAACGUUUUCUAUACUCUAGGUAUCAAUCGGUGUACAAUGAACUGAGCCAUCAAGGAUUUUCACAGAAACUGCCACAGAUGCAAUUUGCUUCCGUACCAAGUUUGGCAACAGUUUAUUCGUUGACCACACAUCCUGACGUUCAUGUUUCCCUUGAAGAACGAUCUGGCGUACAAAAAGCAGGGGGCGUAUACUGUCUUUACGUCGUUCAAGACUAUCAGAAUAAUUUAGAAGUGUUAAAUGCCGAAAUGAUAAAACUUUUGUUUGGAGGGAAAAUGCAGGGUGCUUCAGACCUUAGCAACUUUUUGGUUGCAGUGAAAAAUUACAAUGGGGAUGAUCUUGACAGCUACUUGGAAGAUGAACAGGACUUGGAGCCUUUACCGGAAGACGAAGAACGGUGGAGCGUUCCACCUCCCGAGGAACCCGAAAUUGUUGAGGAUGAUGAUCAAGAGGCUGUGAAUGAAGCCGUUCUUUUUCACAAGGAAAGCACCACCCCGUCGAGGUCAGGCGACGAUGGUCUUCAUUCCUGGCCACCAAAAUCGUCCGCUCAAUACGAUAAGGCAUGCAAACGUGAAGGGGAUCCUGGAACUGAACCCACUGUAAAGAUGUGGCCCUUGCCGGAGCCUCCUGAAACUGUGGAGAAACCUCCUAGGGAAGAGAAUCAUGUUAAUUUGGUCCAGAGACCUACCCUACAUGAUAUAGACACCACAAGAGCGCCUAAGGACACGUCGGAAAAGCCCCUUAGCGGAGACCAUAGGAACCCUGUGCAGGAUAAUCCUGUUUCAGUCGUCCCUGGGCAACAAUGCACAAAAAAUUAUGUACAGCAACCCCCUGAGGUAAGCAUUGUACAUGCUAUCGUGAAGGACCCGCAGAUGAGUGCUCGUGAAAUAGCAAGCGAUUUGUGUCCCAAUGAAAAUGAAAGCCGUCAACACGAUGCAAAGCGUGUGGAACCCCCUCCACCCCAAGUGCUUAUACCACCCCAAGUGCCCAUACCACCCCACGUGUCCAUACCACCUCAAGUGCCUAUACCACCUCAAGUACCAAUACCCGGAGAGCAGUCUCUCGAAACCAUUCCUGGCAAUUUAGCGAGGCAAACCUCUCCAAGCUGCUCAUACCUCUGGUUUGAUGGGGGUCCUUCUGAAGUUGACUUCGAAGAUCUUCAAUUCAAUGCUGAUCUGAGGAUCUUGGAGCGGAUCCCGUUGGUGGAUAACCCAAACAAAGACGAAAUUGGUCGUUGGGGAGAGCAGUGUGUGUUUCAGUUUCUCCAAGAGCAAGCACGAGGCCAACCUCCUGGUUCGUUUGAAAUUGUCUGGAUAAACGAAAAAGGAAACACAACUGCGCCCUACGACAUUGAGAUUCGACAACAUAUCCCAAGUGUUGGAGAAAGUGACAGACGCACUGUAAAAACGUUCGUUGAAGUGAAGACCACGUCCUCAGAUCAAAAGGACAUUUUUGAGCUGUCGGUUCCGGAACUUCAAUUCGCAUGGGAACACCAAGUCGCCUUUCACUUAUAUCGUGUCUUCAAUGCGGGCAAACCUAAUAAUGUCCGAAUUCGCCGUUUGCAAAAUCUUGCCGUCCACUUAGAAAAGAAGACCGUAAAACUAUGUAUGGUCAUAUGACGACUGUGGGCAGAGUAACUGUUGUAACUAAAAAUUUAUGUGACAAAGUUGAGAUGAUGCAGUUUUGGCGGUAUAUUUGUGCGGGGAAAGAAAUUGCUGAAUGAUGUGGGAAGAAAGUGAGAAUUUAAAUUACGUAGUGAACAAUCAAUUAGGGAUUUGAAAUCGACGUUUUUACAAACAGAAUGUGUAUUCGAUUUUUUAAUUCGCUUUGAGUGAAAACUUUUGGCUGAUUUAAAAGAUAUUAGCAUGUGUCAAAGUUGAGAUGAUGCAGUUUUGGUGGUAUAUUUGAAAAUCAUUGUGCGGAAAAAGAAAUUUGCUGAAUGGUCUGGGAAGAAAAUGAGAAUUUAAAUUAUGUAGUGAACAAUCAAUUAGGGAUUUGGAAUCUUGACGUUUUUACAAACAAUAUGUGUAUUCGAUCUUUUAAAAUUAGUAUUUGUAUUUCCUAUUUAAGUUGAGUUAUAGUUUUAUUGGAUGUUUUAAGUUUUUCAAUGUCUUAAUUUUUUAUCCUUUUCCUCUUUCUGCAUGGUUUAAUGGAGAAUUAUUGUAAUCUUUUGAUUAAUGUCGACUUUGAAUAACUUGCUUAAAAUGUGUGAUCAAGAAACGAAGGUGAAGAUCAGUUGACUAACAAUAACAAAGAACAAUGGAAAAACGAUCCAACAGAAAAUUGUGCUAAGAAAACAACAAAAAAGCCAGCGGAGGUAAAUCACCUGACCUCAAACACAUUUUUUAUGUGGCGGUCAAUUUUCUAAGUUGUUUCUUUUCCGAAAAAGUCGGCUUUAAAUUGAGGUCAAUCUACUGUUGUACCACUGUAAUCUAAAUUUUUAACUGACAGUACAUUUUAUUUGCUUUUAAUUUCUUAAUAAGGCUCAAAACAUUUAUACGAUAUUUUUCCAAUUGUAACUAUUCCUCCACAAGAGACAAGCCUUAUAAAAAAAGGAAUCAACAACUCGAAUUGUUUUAGAGCAGUUUUAAUGUAUGAAUUUGUAGCGUAGUCCUUUUGAUAAUGAAAAAUAAAAUACAGUUUUGUCGGAAACAGGA
Messenger RNA from Stylophora pistillata, 6369 nucleotides. RefSeq lists its product as uncharacterized. The record is from RefSeq and is a predicted model, not a curated record. NCBI's taxonomy places the organism in Eukaryota, Metazoa, Cnidaria, Anthozoa, Scleractinia, Pocilloporidae.